Molecule: messenger RNA, 2019 nt
Organism: Cynoglossus semilaevis (tongue sole)
Lineage: Eukaryota; Metazoa; Chordata; Actinopteri; Pleuronectiformes; Cynoglossidae
Gene: aip
Product: aryl hydrocarbon receptor interacting protein
Exons: 7
Coding region: 69-1094 (341 amino acids)
Molecular function (GO): protein binding; peptidyl-prolyl cis-trans isomerase activity
Source: RefSeq, a predicted model, not a curated record
UGCGGCUAAAGCACACAGCUUCGACAAACGUCGAUAUCUCCGGCACAAGAACCGAGAUUCUGACCAGGAUGGAGGAAGAGGCACGCAAGCUUCUCGAAGAAGGAAUUACAAAGAAAUUGCUCAGUCCUGGUAAAGGAGAGCUAUCGAGCACUAAGGAUGGCACUAAGGUGAUCUUCCACUACCGCACUAGUCUGUGCGAUGGCACAGUGCUGGAUGAUUCCAGAACCAUGGGGGGGCGCUGCAAACCCAUGGAGCUCAUCUUGGGCAAGAAGUUUAAACUAGCUGUGUGGGAAAGGGUGGUCAUCACCAUGAGAAGAGGGGAAAUCGCAGAGUUCACCUGCGACACUAAGCACACAGCUCUGUACCCACUGAUGUCGCAGUCCUUGAGAAACAUAAGUGCUGGUAAGGACCCCCUGGAAGGACAACGGCACUGUUGUGGAAUUGCCCAGAUUCACUCGCACCAUUCUCUGGGACACAAGGACCUAGACAAUCUUCAGGCCAAUCCACAGCCUCUUGUCUUUACCAUAGAGCUACUUGAGGUUUUCUCUCCAGGCUCAUUCCAGCUGGACUUGUGGGCUAUGUCAGAUGAAGAGAAACUGGAGUUGGUGCCUCAGAUCCAUGAGGAGGGUAAUGCACUAUUUAAACAAGGCCAAAUCAAGGAGGCCACUGAGAAAUACUACAAUGGCAUCGCCUGCCUUAAAAACCUACAGAUGAAGGAGCGCCCUGGUGACGAAAUAUGGAGAAAUCUGGACAAAAUGAUCACACCGCUGCUCCUCAACUACUGCCAGUGCAUGUUGCUCCAGGGCCAGUACUACGAAGUUAUAGAGUAUUGCUCUUCUCUACUCUUCAAAUAUGAGGACAAUGUUAAAGCCUACUACAAGCGGGCAAAGGCCCAUGCUGCUGUGUGGAAUGAGAAAGAGGCCCGGGCUGACUUUGCCAAGGUCCUAGAGUUGGACCCCUCUCUGGGGCCGUCUGUAGCCAAAGAGUUGAGGGCCAUGGAGGAGAGGAUCGAGUCUAAGAAAAAGGAGGAGAAAGGUCGCUACAAGAGCUUGUUCAACUACAAUACUGCACCAGCCACAGCAACUACAGGUUGAAUCUCUUUGUGGAUCCAAAAUGAGUUAACUUCUUUGAAUUUGAGGAGGGAGGAUAAAUAGCAGGUGUAUUUGUAUUAUAAAUCUUACACCUAAGCCAAUCUCUGCCACAGUGUCCUCUGUGGAAAUGUUGUCAGGCGAUCAGGUUAUACAGUCAUAUACUCAUAACUUAACAUUGAUGGGACAGUUUGCUUUCUUGCGUUUACUCUCCCUCUCUUGUUGAAAAAAAACCCCACAUUUAUCAGAUUGAAUUAAUGGUCAGAGCAUCACGGUCUUCAGUCUAAAUUAGAAGUUCUUACAGACCCUGUCAGAAAUAACACAAUACCUGGUAAAAAAAACAAACAGUCAUGUUACUGCUGUCCCUGGCAGCACCAUUCACAGGACCUCCUAUAGUGAUAAUUCUUAUUCUUUAUGCUUUAAUAUAUCACUGUUUAUGUAUGUCAUCAGAUAUUGGUUUAUACAUGUCACACACCAGUUAGCCACAUUAUUGAAAAUAAGUAGAUACAAUAUUUACUGUUCUAUUGCUUCAUUUGAACCAUGUAAAGCUGUUGAAUAAUGUAUAAUUCAGCCUAAUUAUUAAGAGAAAAGCUUUCUGCAUUGAGAACAUGAUGUACUUGUGUACACCACAACUUUCCACUGUUCAGCUAAAGAAGCAGGAGGCCAACGUCUCCUGUCGGCUGCGACAAUCAUCACAAAUAUGAAAUUGAUUUGUUUUCUUGCUGUUUCUGCCCCAUGUGUUGAAUUGAUUUUUCAAUUGCUGUUGAAUAGCAUUGAAUAGCAACCACACUUAAUGUGCACUCCUCAAAAGCUUCGCUUUCCAUUAUGUUUGCUCAGCAGCAUCUUAGCAUCUUUUUCUGUAAACCAGUGGAGGUGUCAUUAAGGUUUUGAUCAUGUUAUUUAAAAUAAAAAAUGUUUAUCCCAAUGCUGA